Messenger RNA from Dujonia railenensis, 468 nucleotides. The record is from the annotation of a GenBank genome assembly. Lineage: Eukaryota; Fungi; Ascomycota; Pichiomycetes; Serinales; Debaryomycetaceae.
AUGAGCGAUUGGAGAAGCAUCGAUAUUUAUGCAUUAGAGCCGGAAAACUUCUUAACUAAGCAAGACUUGAUCCCUGAUUUGCCGCCCGUCUCACAUGACGUUAUUGUAGGUAUCUCUCAACAGUGUCGUCAAGCUUUGUCACUGGGUCAAUUUAUCGUGGCAUUGACUACUGCGUUGGACACACCACCAUAUGUGGCCGAUGAAGCUACCAAAUCACUUCACGCAGAAACUGUAUUUGAAGUAUUGUGCUCAAUUAGAAAUAAUCACAGUGUUAACGACUUAUCUAAGUUUGUUACUCAAUUAGAUAGCACCCAGCAGGAUACGUUAGUCAAAUAUUUAUAUAAAAGUAUGGGUACUGGAUAUGGAACCAAGCAAGGUGGUUUAUUGUUAAGUUGGUUUGAAAAGACUGUGGAGAUAACUGGUUUAGGACCCAUAGUUCGCUAUAUGACUGAUAGAAGAACGGUGUAG